CUUAUAUUAGUGCGCUGUAUAAUCCGCCGCGCCCUAUCUGUCUCGCCUACGUAUGUGCUCUUAUCCCCUGCCUCGUCUGUAUUUAUACUGCGAUUGUUGCUAUCCCUGACGUUUGUGUUAUCCCUCCGUUCUUCCAACACUGCUGCCGUCCUGCUUUCUUCCGGGUCCAUCUGCCGAAUAAUGUCGUCUGCCCAUAAGAACGCGCUGUAUCCGCUGGCCUCGUACAUGAUGCCCUGCACCUCCUGCCAGAAUGGCAAGAUGAGCCACAGAUACCAUAUGACGAGCUCGCCGACCUCCCUCGGCAGAUAGCGGUGGAUCACCUUCGCCUGGCCUGUCGUCCGG
This is a messenger RNA of Colletotrichum phormii, 342 nucleotides long. RefSeq lists its product as uncharacterized. The transcript is spliced from 2 exons. The record is from RefSeq and is a predicted model, not a curated record. The annotation marks the transcript as partial. NCBI's taxonomy places the organism in Eukaryota, Fungi, Ascomycota, Sordariomycetes, Glomerellales, Glomerellaceae.